Racocetra fulgida is the source of this 1767-nucleotide messenger RNA. NCBI's taxonomy places the organism in Eukaryota, Fungi, Glomeromycota, Glomeromycetes, Diversisporales, Gigasporaceae. The record is from the annotation of a GenBank genome assembly.
AUGGAUGCAUUAAUUCCUAAUAAUUAUGUACAUAUUACUGGUGGUAAAGAUUUGGAAAUUACUACAGGUAUUCCAUGUAAGAUAACAAACGAGGGGCAUUAUUUAGAUAACGGAGGAGGAACUUAUGGAUCGUAUGUUACUCUACGUGGAAAUUCUUAUGACCGAAAUGAUCCCAAUUAUUCAAGGCAAAUAUGGUUUAUUGUAGAAUCAACAAAUUUUGGAAAAUACAGAAUUUCCAGUAAUGGAAAUUAUUUAGAUACUUUUGGAGGAGCAAAUGCAUCAGAAUGUCGUAUGAGUUAUGAGAAUCAUUGUGAUAAUCCUUAUUAUUCAAGGCAGCUAUGGACUUUUUUAAAUCAAAAUAUUUCUGAAUCUGAAAAAGUACAAAUACAAAACCUUUCGAAUAAAUGUUACUUAGAUAAUUGGGCUAAUCAAUAUUCAAUUGUUCGUUUUUCUUCUUAUUUUAACAAACCAACUGAUUCUUUUUAUUCAAGGCAGUUGUGGAAAUUCGAAAUUGCUGAUUAUAAACUUAAAGCUGAAAUUGAAGCAUUUAAAUAUGACAAGAAGAUUAAUAAUUUAGAUUCAUAUGCAACUAAAGUUUCUUCUACUAUUUUUGCUUCAAGAAAUCAAUCACAUAGUGGUUCUUGUAAGAUAGAACUUACUUUAUCCGAGAAAACGCAUAAUAUCACAACUUGGUCUUUUAAUAAAAGCAAGGAGAUAACUUUUUUGAAUAAACUUGAUGUUGAUAUAAAAGCAGAAUAUGCAGGAGUUAAAGGAAAUUUACCUGAAGUUAUAGAGUGGGAUAAUAAAACCACAUCUUUAGAAACUAUUAAAAAAAUCAAAUUAGACGAAACUAAUGUUUCUGGAAAGUAUUCAAUAGUGAUUCAAAAUAAAGAAGAGGUUGAAGUUAAAAUAAUUUGGCACAAGAUUAAUUUAGAUAUUCAAUUUACUGCAACGGCAAAAAUUAAGGGCUUUUCAGAUCGUCUAAGAAAAAAUGGUUCUAUAGCAAAAAUGGAACAAGUAGAUGUCAAUGCUUUAUUAUGUUUCUUGAGUAAUUCUGGCUUUGAAGGAACGAUUAUUGGUACAGAAGGAAAUAAUAUUUUAGCUGAAAUUACUGGAAAUGUUAAUAUUCAGGGUGCAUUAAAAUAUGAAAUAGAAAACCAAAUUUAUGAUGAAUGGAAAAAGCGAAUUCCAGUGCUGGAUAAAUAUUUUUGUAAUGAGGAUAAGGAAAAUAAAACAGCAAAUCAAUUAUCAUCUAGGUGUGAAUCAGCGAUUUAUCAGCUUGCUUUAACGAGUAAAUACAAUAAUUUGAUAAGUAAUAUUUGGGAUGCAUUGAAAAAGGGUGUUGCUUAUGUAAUGGAUAAGAAUCCAACUGUUAAAGAAUAUACUGAUGUAACUAUAAAGAAUAUGCGGCCGGAUCUUUUGGUUUGGAUAAAAAAUAUUUUAGUAUUUAAAGCAGAAGAAAAAGCAGAAUAUUCAAACUUUGAUGGAGCACGGCAAGGAUUAUUAGAAAAAAUGGGUAAUUGGAAUAAUUCAUUCUAUGGUCCAGUUCCAUAUCUUUUAUCAUAUGCGGCAGGAGGAAAAGCAUUACACUUUAGCGAUUUUGAAAUUUUGAAAGAAGCCUAUACAGCAAUAUCAAAAUCUAAAUAUGCAGUAUUUGCUAAAAGAGAGCCACAAUUGAAAGCCAGUAGAGGUUUUAGUCAAACUUAUUUUGUUCAGCUAACACCAGUCUGCCAUAAACGUUUACCACAUAAUGAGAGGGAAUUAUGA